AUGCCCAGUCAGACUGUGAGGGACGGUGCCGUCCUUCCAACAGAGAAGAGGUUUUCCUGUACUGAGUGCGGGAAGUGUUUCCAUUCUAAAUAUGGUCUUAAUGUGCAUAUAAGAUCUCACACAGGAGAGAAGCCAUAUUCCUGUCCUGAGUGCGGGAAAUGUUUUUCACAGAAGUCCAGUCUAGACACACAUCAGAGAUCUCACACGGGGCAGAAGCCGUAUUCUUGUCUUGAGUGUGGGAAAUGUUUUUUGCGUAAGUCCAAUCUUUCCACACAUCAGAGAUCUCACACAGGGGAGAAGCCACAUUCCUGUCCUGAGUGUGGGAAAUGUUUUUUGCGUAAGUCCCAUCUUUACACACAUCAGAGAUCUCACACCGGGGAGAAGCCGCAUUCCUGUCCUGAGUGCGGGAAAUGUUUUUCAAAUAAGUACAAUCUUUCCACACAUCGGAGAUCUCACACGGGGGAGAAGCCGUAUCCUUGUCCUGAGUGCGGGAAAUGUUUUUCAGGGAAGUCCAAUCUUUACACACAUCGGAGAUCUCAUGCGGGGGAGAAGCCGCAUUCCUGCCCUGAAUGUGGGAAAUGUUUUUCAGAGAAGUUCAAUCUUUACACACAUCAGAGAUGUCACACGGGGGAGAAGCCGUAUUCCUGUCCUGAGUGCAGGAAAUGUUUUUCACACAAGUCCAAUCUUUACACACAUCAGAGAUCUCACACAGGAGAGAAGCCGUAUUCCUGUCCUGAGUGCGGGAAAUGUUUUUCAGUGAAGUCCCAUCUUUACACUCAUCAGAGAACUCACACGGGGGAGAAGCCGUAUUCCUGUUUUGAGUGCAGAAAAUGUUUUUCAGACAAGUCCCAUCUUUCCAGACAUCAGAGAUCUCACACGGGGGAGAAGCCA
Messenger RNA from Rana temporaria (common frog), 891 nucleotides. RefSeq names its product gastrula zinc finger protein XlCGF17.1-like. The transcript has 2 exons. Gene Ontology annotation, cellular component: nucleus. The annotation marks the transcript as partial. Gene Ontology annotation, biological process: regulation of transcription by RNA polymerase II; central nervous system development. Gene Ontology annotation, molecular function: RNA polymerase II cis-regulatory region sequence-specific DNA binding; DNA-binding transcription factor activity, RNA polymerase II-specific. The record is from RefSeq and is a predicted model, not a curated record. Lineage: Eukaryota; Metazoa; Chordata; Amphibia; Anura; Ranidae.